Messenger RNA from Aspergillus versicolor CBS 583.65, 1401 nucleotides. Its product is annotated as glycosyltransferase family 2 protein. The coding region runs from base 1 to 1401 and encodes 466 amino acids. The record is from RefSeq and is a predicted model, not a curated record. The transcript has 2 exons. NCBI's taxonomy places the organism in Eukaryota, Fungi, Ascomycota, Eurotiomycetes, Eurotiales, Aspergillaceae.
AUGACAGCUUUCUUCGUCUAUCUGUUCGUCUUCAGAUACCUUCGUCUCGUCGUCCACCUGGUUUCGUUCUGGUGCUUCUACCAGCCAGCUCCUGUUCCCAAGAGACCGACCGUUCGUCCAUCCGACUGCACAAUCAUUCUGCCAACCGUUGAUCCAGAGAACAGAGAUUUUGAAGAAUGCCUCACUUCAUGCCUGCUGAAUUUCCCUGGUGAAAUAAUCAUUGUCCCAGUUGGCAGUGCAAUGACUGAAAGAACAAAGUCCAUUGUUGGCCCUUACCAGCAGCGGUUCCCAGAGACAAAGAUUCGUGUCAAAACCUCCUCUGUCGCUAACAAGCGGAUCCAGGUCGCACACGGGCUCCAAUACGUGAACACGAAGAUCACUGUCCUCUUCGAUGACCACGUCUUUUGGCCCUCUGCACGCUUUCUUCCCACGAUCCUAGCCCCCUUCGAAGACCAUCGCGUUGGUAUUGUCGGCACCAACAAGCGCGUCCGCCGCACCGACACUGGCUUCAACAUCAAGUCCUUCUGGAAUAUGCUCGGUGCUCUGUAUCUCGAACGUCACAACUUUGAGAUCCGAGCUACAAACGCAAUGGAUGGCGGCGUGUUUGUUGUCUCUGGACGUACCUCUGCCCAUCGGUCUCAAAUCCUCACUGACCCCAAGUUCAUCCAGGGCUUCACCAACGAGCGCUUCUUCUUCGACCAGUUCGGGCCCCUUAACGCUGACGACGAUAACUUCAUCACCCGCUGGAACGUGCGACAUGGAUACAAAGUCAAGAUCCAGUACUGCCGGGACGCCUGCAUUGAGACUACACUAGGCACUUAUCCCAAGUUCCUCUCUCAGUGUCUCCGCUGGGUCCGUACAACCUGGCGCAGCAACUCGGCUUCACUCUUUACAGACCGCACUGUCUGGAGUUCCCAGCCGUGGUGUGUUUAUGCCGUGUACUUAACCUCGUUUGUGAACUUUGCCCUAUUUUACGACGCUGCGUUGGUAUACACUCUGGUCAACAGUAAGCUCGGCAGCGAAGUACCCGGUGCACUGUCAUACCUUCUCCGCUGGAUCUUUAUAUCCAAAAUGGUCAAGCUGACACCUUACUUCCUUCGCGAGCCGCAGGAUCUUAUUAUGCUCCCGGGGUACUUCUUGUUCGCCUACUUUCAUAGUCUGAUCAAGCUCUAUGCGGGCCUUACCUUCUGGGAGACGAAUUGGGGUGGGCGGAACCUCGACGCUAUUAACAGCGGCGCUAAUGCGCAGAAUGCAAACGUUUCUGAGAAAAAGUAUGUUUCCGAGCCUCGUGCUCACAAGGUGAAACAUGCUGACCGCGUUCCUGUUCAAGAAACGCCCAGGUUUAAACCUGCUGUUCCGUCUCCGCGUUUCGACCGCAAACUACCCUUCAAUUUGGCGUAA